AUGGCGGAGGUGCGUGGUGUCUCGGCUCUGCAGAGUGAGAUUGCAAAAGCACGGGAAAAUUUAAAAGGUGUAGAUGAACAUAUCAAGAAAUUGACUGGAAGAGAUCCAACAGAAAGAAGACAAUUCCCUGGGCCUCGAAGACGUGUGGUAUCAGCAUCUGGUGAACUUAGGGGUAAUGAGCGAAUUUUUAACCAAGCCAGGAGAGAAAUUGAAACUUAUGUUCCUCCAGUCAAACGAAGAGUAGUUGGAACUGCAUUUUCAAGGCUAGGACCCCCUCGUUUGGCUGGACGAGACAGAGUGAAGGCUGACAGUGGUGAUGAAGAGGACAUGCCCAACAAGCCAGUUGUUCAGUCUUCGGUGGUGAAUGUAAUUGCCUCUAAGACACCUAGAUCUAGGAAAGAGAGCAUUGAUGGCCAAAGUGCAGACAGAAAAGGCACUGCCAGAAACAAGAGAAUGUUUGGAUUGCUUCUUGGGACCUUACAGAAAUUUAAGACAGAAGCCAAGGAAACUGAAGAUAGGGAAACACAUAGGAAAGAAAUUGAAAAGAAACUAGAAGAAAAGUUUAAACAAGAGAAAGAAGAAAUCAUUAAGGAGAGAAGACAACUGUUUGAGGAGAGAAAACACCAGCAAGCUAAAAUCCAGAGACUGGAGCAGAAAAUGGAGCUUGUUGAUAUGCAUGAAGAGUCCGAGAAAGAAGUUAAAAAGUUGGUCAACUUCCUCCGCACCAAAGCUAAGCCACACAUUUACUACAUGCCAAAAAUCAUGAAUGAAACCCUGUCCUCAAAAUUGGAAGAUUCUAAGAAAGCAGUAGAAGAAAUGAUAAAGGAGAGAAAGAAGAGACUGGAAGAAGAGAUUGAGAGGUUGAUGGCAGAAGACAUUCCUGAUGAUCAUGAACACCAGAGUGAUGAGGAGGAAGAAACAAAGGAGAAAACAGAUAAAGAAAACAGGGAGAAUCUUAGACGCAGGAGUCACUCUGGUCACAAGGACCGGAGCAGUGAUCCAAGUCCCAGAAAAGGCUUGGAAUCAUCCAAAAGGGGGUCUCCUAGAAAGGGUGGGGACAGUAGUGAGGGUAGGAGAAAAAGUCAUGAGGGGGAGUCUCGUAGAAGAGACUCUCAUGAGGGAGUUAGGAAGCGACGAAAGUCAUCCACUGAUAGACAUGAGGGGUCCAGUAAGUAUCGGAGAAAGAGUGAUGGGGAGGGGGGUCAUGAUAGACGCAGCAGACGGGACAGUCAUAGAUCAAGGAAAGAUGAUGUUCCUAGAGAAGUGAAGAUUAAUUAUGAUGAUCCUGAAAUGGAGGAAACGGAAGAAGUGACCACUAAAGGUGAGUCGGAGGUCAAACCUCCCGAGCCGAAAAAGGAGGAUGUUAAAUCAACUAGCGUGGCAGACAUCCAGCUGCCAGAGUCCAGAACUGAGUCAGAUGAAAGGAAAAUAGUAAUGGCUGAAGAUGCAGAGGAGGGAGAGGAAGGGAUGUCAAUGGAUGCCGUGGAUGAGUGAGGUGUAAGGGUUUACUGAAUGAAUGUAAUGUUCUUUUUGAUGAGUCAUAGUACAUUUGAAAAGGUAAGUAUAGCUUGUGUAUGUGGUCUGUAAGGGAAUGAAGUAGAGAGAGAGAAAUUCCUGUGAAUCAUUCUAUGAGUGGAUAACAGCCAAACGACCAACUGUGAAUUCUGGUAAUUUUGAUCGGACUUCAUCAAGGAAUCAAUCAUAUAAAUGACGUAAUGAAAAUGGAGUUUGCUUUCCAGAAAAUUACUUGUAUAAUCAAAAUGUGUACUAUGAAAACUUCUGGGGAAAAAGACAAAUUGUAAAUAAACAUGGAAUUGCAUUUUUGUAUUAAAAUAAUGGCAAUACACUAAUAGUUGUUUCAGAACUUGCCUACAUGUAUAGGCUGUUGUGAUUUUGAACUUACAUUUUAACCAAGUAGAAUUCCAUUUUGAUGUUCAAGUUUAUUUUAUUUAAGAAAAAGAUUUACAAUAAACUUGAAAAUAUUA
Molecule: messenger RNA, 1985 nt
Organism: Saccostrea echinata
Lineage: Eukaryota; Metazoa; Mollusca; Bivalvia; Ostreida; Ostreidae
Product: pinin-like
Exons: 9
Coding region: 1-1494 (497 amino acids)
Cellular component (GO): catalytic step 2 spliceosome
Source: RefSeq, a predicted model, not a curated record